GCCGUGGUCCGAUCGCCGCGGCCGAGGAGCCGACGGCUCUGACGCGGACUGGACCGGGUGAGCCGCGGCCAAGGCGGACCAGCGCUGACUGGCGAGGGGGCACGGCGAGCCUCACCGGGAGGCCACUCCGCCCUCGGCCGCAGUCACUGACGGCCAGGCGGACCAUGGCGUCCUCGGCUCGCCUGGUCACCAUCAAGCGGAGCGGCGACGACGGCGCGCACUUCCCGCUGAGCCUCAGCUCCUGCCUGUUCGGAAGGAGUAUUGAAUGUGACAUUCGUAUCCAACUGCCUGUAGUGUCCAAAAAACAUUGCAAAAUUGAAGUCAAUGGGCAAGAGGCAAUAUUGUAUAAUUUCAGUUCCACAAAUCCAACGCAAGUGAAUGGGGCUACUAUAGAUGAGCCUGUGCAACUGAAACAUGGAGAUAUAAUAACAAUCAUUGACCGAUCUUUUAGGUAUGAAAAUGGAAAUCAUGAGGAUGGAAGCAGCUCAACUGGAUUUCCAGGAAAAUCACCUGGACAGGAACCAGCACGGCGAGCUUCGAGAACUAGCUUCUCUGUUGACCCUGAUGGGAAAGGUCAAGAUGCCAAACCUUCGAAAACCACUGCUCCAAGAAGAUCUUUGGUACAAGCCAAGAGGCUCCCUGGAGACAUUUCGGUCUCAGAUGGCUCAAAGGACAGUGUUACCCAAGAUCUAUCCAAUAACCGUUCUUCAGGGCAUGUAGAACAGCACAGUGGCAGAAGCAUAGGAGAGCCCACAUCAGGUGGUCUUUUUAAGAAGUCCGGGGCUACAGGGAGUAGUUACAGGGAACUGAAGUCUUCUCCUGCACAGAGCCUUAGCAACAGCAAGAAAAAUGACUCUCCCUUUGAGAAACUUUAUCAGUCGAUGAAGGAAGAGUUGGAUAUAAAAUCACAGAAACAGUCUCGUAGAAAGUCAGAACCACAACCUGAAUGUACAGCAGGCAAAGAUACAUGGGAAACAAAGUUAUUGGUAUCAUGCAAGUCAAGACCAAAAUCCAGUGGAAGCACACCUGGGACUGCAGCCUCUUCACCCAAAGGAGACAAGAUCGGGGCUGUGACACCGAACAAUGGUGUGCGGCCUGUUGAGACUUCCGCAGAGGCUCCGAGCUCCAGCUUUCCUCUCUCUGAGACAGCUAAGAUGAAGACCCCUGUGCGAAAUUCACAGCUGCUUAAGAAUGAAGACUUGCAUGUUACUGGCAGAAGAGAGUCUGUGAAUCUGGGUGAAAGUGAAGGUGCCAAGGCAGGUCAUAGGAUAGUCACUCCUAGGAAGCUGGGAACUAGAAACCAAACUUCAGUGAAAGUUGAAGAUGCUGCCAGCCCUGCUGAUACACCAGAGAAUCUCUCUUCCAAAAAGAGGAGGAAUAUUCCUGCAAAGGUAGAAGGGCUGUCUGCUGAAACACAAAACCGGUUCUCUUCAACUCAGCACCUUGCUCCAAGUGAAAAGAGAACUCCAAAGGAGUCCUUCAGCAAGCCUGAGAAAUUGGCCACUGCAGCUGAGCAGAUUUGCUCUGGGCUACCUGGUCUUAGUUCUGUUGAUAUCAGCAACUUUGGUGACUCCAUUAACAAGAGUGAGGGAAUGUCUGUGAAGAGAAGACGUGUAUCGUUUGGUGGUCAUCUAAGACCUGAAUUAUUUGAUGAGAACUUGCCUCCCAAUACACCACUCAAAAGAGGAGAAACACCGACCAGGAGGAAGUCACUUGCCACUCACACUCCAGCUGUCCUGAAGAAAAUCAUCAAGGAACGGCCUCAGUCACCAGGGAAACAAGAGUCUCCUGGAAUAUCUCCACCAAAGGCAAUUGAUCAAAGACGCAGAUCAGGCAGGAGCUCACCUGCUUCCAGUGACAGCAAAUCCUUACAUCAGACAGACACUCCCAAAAAAGCAGGCAGGAAGAGUGGCAACCUGCCUGCCAAGAGAGCAUCCAUCAGCCGAAGUCAGCAUGACAUUUUACAGAUGAUUUGCUCCAAAAGAAGGAGUGGUGCUUCUGAAGCCAACCUGAUUGUUGCAAAAUCAUGGGCAGAUGUCGUAAAACUCGGCACAAAACAAACACAGACAAAAGUUGUAAAACAUGUUCCUCAAAAGCAGACGAGCAAAAGACCAAGAAGACCCAAUACUCCAAAGAAACCUACAAGCAACCUUCACAAUCAAUUUAGCACAGGCCAUGCAAACUCUCCCUGUACCAUUGUAAUAGGGAGAGCUCAGAUUGAAAAAGUAAGCGUGCCUGCUCGGCCCUACAAAAUGCUGAACAACUUGAUGUUAAACCGAAAAAUGGACUUCAGUGAAGAUCUGUCAGGACUAACUGAAAUGUUCAAGACUCCAGUGAAGGAGAAGCAGCAACAGAUGAAUGACGUGGGCUCCAUUCUUUCCAAUUCAGAGAAUUUACCUGAAAAACAGUUUCAAGUAACUAAUUCAGGAGACAAACCUCUUCCUAUCACCUCAGAGAUUUUAGGAGAAAAUGUGCUAUCCAGUACUCAGAAUGCAGCAAAGGAGCCAUCUGAUAAAUAUUCUGCAAGUCCCAUCUUAAGACGGAGGAGCAUCAAAAGUGAAAACACAGUGCAAACUCCUAGGAAUAUCCCUAACAUUACUCACCUUGAAAAGAAGACUCCAGGCUCUGUGACAGAGCCUCUGAAGACAGUAUCCAGUGCGAGCAAAUUAAGAAGGUCUAGAGAGCUCAGACAUACACUUGUAGAAAGUAUGCAUGAAAACACAGAAGCAGACUUUGCCGAGGGCAUCAAAGGCAGACACUUAAGGAAGACAUCACUGCAAGGACAAGAAGUGGACCGACAGGUUCAGGACAGUAAAAACUCUUCACAAAGACUCAAGGAAAAUGUUGAAUUAAAAGAAGAUCCAGAAAAAACAUCAGCUAUGAAAUCAAGUGCCAGGGAGCAGAAGCCAACAAAAGACAUAAUAGGAAGUCAGAUGAUCACCCAAACAGCAGCCUGUGCUGAGGAACUACUUAAUCAAGAAAAAGAAACCACAGGAGAACCAGAGGAAUCCAUGCACAUGCAAAACACACCAAUAUAUGAUGACCAAAGAGCUAAAAAGCAGAAAGUGGAGCUAGUAUGUGCAGCCAAAGUGAAGCGGUGGUCAAGGACUCCUGAUAAAAAGACCCAACCUCUAGAAGGCCCAGCUAGUCUCAAGGAGCCCUUCGAAACACCAAACUACAGAGACAAACCCAUAGGCGAUGAUAAAACCAAAGUCCUUUGCAAAUCCCCACAACCUACAACAGAGAAGACCAAAACAAGCACAAAAACACGGCCCAGCACAUCUGGGAAGAAAGUAGACAUGAAAGAAGAACAGUCUACACUAAAGACGUUUGUACACAUGUCAGGAGGUACCAGGCAUACUUCCAAAUUUCCAGAACUUGAGCAUGGGACCAUCAAAGCUUUAAAGGAACCUGAAAAUCAAAUGCUGGGUGUAACUGUAUCUAGUACCAAGAGGCCAGUAGGAAAAGCUAAGGAAAAGGCUCAGAGCCUGGAAGACCUGGCUGGUUUCCAGGAACUCUUUCUAUCACCAGUCCCUGGUGACAAAAUCACAAAAAUGCCCAACAAAUCGCCAUUUCCAGAACUGGUCAGAAAUCUAGCAAGCAAAAGGAGACUGUCCAAGACAGGUCUUGAUAAGGUGGAUAUGAGAGAAGAGCCUUCCACACUUGGGAAACGCACAAAGUCUCCAGGCAGAGCCACACGCACCCCCACAGCACCAGUGCUGGAAGAGAGCGACUCCACAGCCUUUAUGGAAACUCCAAAGCAGAAACUGGAUUUCACAGAGAAUUCAGGGAGUAAGAGAAGGUCACGGACACCCAAGAUCAGGACUCAACCCCUAGAAGACCUGGAUGGCUUCCAAGAACUCUUCCAAACUCCAGUGGGUGCCAGUGACCCGAUGACUGUUGGGGAAACUACACAGGUAUCUUUGGAGUCUCUACCUUCAGAACCGGUCAGAACCCCAGCAAGCAAAAGGAGACUGUCCAAGACAGGUCUCAGGAAAGUGGAUGUGAGAGAAGAGCCUUCCACACUUGGGAAACGCACAAAGUCUCCAGGCAGAGCUGCACGCACCCCCACAACACCAGUACUGGAAGAGAGCGACUCCACAGCUCUUAUGGAAACUCCAAAGCAGAAACUGGAUUUCAUAGUGAAUUCAGGGAGUAAUAGAAGGUCACGGACACCCAAGAUCAGGGCUCAACCCCUAGAAGACCUGGAUGGCUUCCAAGAACUCUUCCAAACUCCAGUUGGUUCCAGUGACCCGGUGACUGUUGGGGAAACUACACAGGUAUCUUUGGAGUCUCUACCUUCAGAACCAGUCAGAACCCCAGCAAGCAAAAGGAGACUGUCCAAGACAGGUCUUGAUAAGGUGGAUGUGAGAGAAGAACCUUCCACACUUGGGAAACGAACAAAGUCUCCAGGCAGAGCCGCACGCACGCCCAUAGCACCAGUGCUGGAAGAGAGCGACUCCACAGCUCUUAUGGAAACUCCAAAGCAGAAACUGGAUUUCACAGAGAAUUCAGGGAGUAAGAGAAGGUCACGGACACCCAAGAUCAGGACUCAACCCCUAGAAGAUCUGGAUGGCUUCCAAGAACUCUUCCAAACUCCAGUGGGUGCCAGUGACCCGGUGACUGUUGGGGAAACUACACAGGUAUCUUUGGAGUCUCUACCUUCAGAACCGGUCAGAACCCCAGCAAGCAAAAGGAGACUGUCCAAGACAGGUCUUGAUAAGGUGGAUAUGAGAGAAGAACCUUCCACACUUGGGAAACGAACAAAGUCUCCAGGCAGAGCCGCACGCACGCCCAUAGCACCAGUGCUGGAAGAGAGCGACACCACAGCCUUUAUGGAAACUCCAAAGCAGAAACUGGAUUUCACAGAGAAUUCAGGGAGUAAGAGAAGGUCACGGACAUCCAAGAUCAGGACUCAACCCCUAGAAGAUCUGGAUGGCUUCCAAGAAGUCUUCCAAACUCCAGUUGGUUCCAGUGACCCGGUGACUGUUGGGGAAACUACACAGGUAUCUUUGGAGUCUCUACCUUCAGAACCGGUCAGAACCCCAGCAAGCAAAAGGAGACUGUCCAAGACAGGUCUUGAUAAGGUGGAUGUGAGAGAAGAACCUUCCACACUUGGGAAACGCACAAAGUCUCCAGGCAGAGCUGCACGCACCCCCACAGCACCAGUGCAGCAGGAAAAAGGGAUAAAAGCAAUGAUGGAAACUUCAAAUCAGAAACUGGAGCCUGUAGGACAUUUAACUGGGCCUAAGAAACAGCUUAGAACACCUAAGGAAGAGGGCCAGUCUCUAGAUGACCUAACUGAUUGCCAGGAGCUCUUCCAAACACCAGACCAUGGCAAUGGCCUGUUGGUUGUUGGGAAAACCAAAAAAAUGUCCUUUAAUUCUCCACAACCAGAAGCUAUCAUAACCUUAAAAAGCAUAAAGAGACAGUCCAGGGCAAGUAUUGGUAAAAUGGAAGUGAAAGAAGAACUUUCAAAGUCAGAGAAACACCCGCAAAUAGAAAAAGCCAUAGACACACUCCAGGUACCCAAUGAUAACACUAUCAUUAGAACAUCGAAGCAAUCUACAAAGCGGAAACUGGAUCCAGCAGCUAGUGUGCCUAGCAGCAAGAGGCUGAGACGUGCAUCUAAGGAUAAGACACCAUGCCUGGAAGACCUCAGUGGCUUCCAACAGCUCUUCCAAACACCAGGCCAUACUAAAGACUCACUCCCUGUUGGUGAAACCUUAAAAAUGCCCAGCAAAUCUCCACAUUCAGGACCAGUUCGAAGCCAGACUAGUAGGAAGAGUGUGGCCAAGAUAAGUCUCAGGAAAAUGGAUGUGACAGAACUUGCAGCACUCUGGAAGCAGUCACCAGGCAAAGCCCCCACAGCACCAGUGCAGCAGGAUCCUGGGAUACAAGCAAUUAUGAAGAAGACUCCAAAAGAUAGACCAGAGACUGCAGCAGAUGUAACUGGGCUUACAGGACAGCGAAGAGCACCUAAGGAAAAAGCCCUACCCCUGGAAGGCCUUAGUGGCUUCCAAGAACUCUUCCAAACGCCAGGCCACAGCACUGAUCCAUUGAUUGAUAACAAAAGAACAAGUGUACCCUUGAAAUCUCCACAACCAGGACUUGUUAGAACCCCACAAACCUCAAAGAGACUAGCCAAGAUAAGUCUUGGGAAAGUGGGUGUGAGAGAAGAGAUCUCUUCACUGAAUGUGCCGGGGCGAGCUACGGGGGAGAUUGUACACGUACCCAGACUUGCAGAAGAUGAUGGCAGAGGGAACAAGGAUCUGAAGGAAUCCAGAACUCAGACACUGGGCCCAUCCGUAAGUGUAACUGGCAGCAAAAAGCAGCGAGAGGCACGGAAGGAAAGGUCUCAGUUCCCAGAAGACUUAGUUGGUCUCCAGGAGCUCUUCCAAACACCAGCUAGUCACAAAGACUCAAUGACUGUUCGUGAAACUAUAAAAAUGUCUUUGGAGUCUUCAAAACCAGAACAUAUCAGAACCCCAGCGAGUACAAAGAGACUGUCCAAGACAGGUCUUGAUAAGGUGGAUGUGAGAGAAGAACCUUCCACACUUGGGAAACGAACAAAGUCUCCAGGCAGAGCCGCACGCACCCCCACAGCACCAGUGCUGGAAGAGAGCGACUCCACAGCCCUUAUGGAAACUCCAAAGCAGAAACUGGAUUUCACAGAGAAUUCAGGGAGUAAGAGGAGGUCACGGACACCCAAGAUCAGGACUCAACCCCUAGAAGAUCUCGAUGGCUUCCAAGAACUCUUCCAAACUCCAGUGGGUACCAGUGACCCUGUGACUGUUGGGGAAACUACACAGGUAUCUUUGGAAUGUCCACAACCAGAACCGGUCAGAACCCCAGCAAGCAAAAGGAGACUGUCCAAGACAGGUCUUGAUAAGGUGGAUGUGAGAGAUGAGCCUUCCACACUUGGGAAACGCACAAAGUCUCCAGGCAGAGCCGCACGCACCCCCACAGCACCAGUGCUGGAAGAGAGCGACACCACAGCCCUUAUGGAAACUCCAAAGCAGAAACUGGAUUUCACAGAGAAUUCAGGGAGUAAGAGAAGGUCACGGACACCCAAGAUCAGGACUCAACCCCUAGAAGAUCUGGAUGGCUUCCAAGAACUCUUCCAAACUCCAGUGGGUGCCAGUGACCCAGUGACUGUUGGGGAAACUACACAGGUAUCUUUGGAGUCUCUACAUUCAGAACCGGUCAGAACCCCAGCAAGCACAAAGAGACUGUCCAAGACAGCUCUUGCUAAGAUGAAUGUGAGAGAAAAGCUUUCUCCACUGAACAAGCCAAGGUGUUCAUCACAGAAAGUCAUACAUGAACCCAGACUUUCAGAACAUGAUGGCAGAGGAGCCAUAGAUUUGAAGGAAUCUGUGACUCAGACAUCGGACCCAGCAGUCAGUGUAACUCGCACCAAGAGGCAGCGAGGGGCAUGUAAGAAAAGGUCCCAAUCCCCAGAAGACUUAUUUGGUCUCCAGGAGCUCUUCCAAACACCAGGACAUGAUAAGGAUUCAGUGGCAGGUGAUAAGCUCACAAAAAUGCCCCACAGGUCACCAUCACCAGAGCCAGUAGACACUUCAGUCACCUCACAGAGACAGCCCAGAACUAGACUGAUGAAAGUUCAUGUGAAAAGUGAACAGUCAGGAGACAGAAGGCUUCCACAAAUGUCAGGGGAAAUCAUGGACAUAUCUGGAGUAGCAGAAGGUGAAGAUAAAGGCAUUAGAACAAGGAAGCAAUCUGUAAAGCGGAAAUUGGACACAGCAGUGAGUGUGCCCAGCAGCAAGAGGCAACGAGUUGCCCAAGCAGAAAGGGCACAGACCCUAGAGGAUCUGCCUAGCUUCCAAGAGCUCUACCAGCCUCCAAGCUCAGCAGUGGACUCAGUGACUGUUGACAAAGCCACAAAGAUGCCCAGCAAAUCGCCAGAGCCCAUGGACCCAACUUCAAAGACACAGCCAGGAAGAAGACUCAGGAGAGUGGGUGUGACCAAAGAGCCUGUAGCACAAAGAAAGACUGCAAGAGUGUUACGGGAAACCAGAAACACACACAAAGAGCCUGUGGGUGACAGAACAGGUGACAAAGAGUUUAAGGAAUCUUCAUUGCAGAAACAAGACCCAGCUGGAAGCUUAACUGGCAAGAGAAGCCAACCAAGGACACGUAAGGAGAAGACCCAACCCUUAGAGGAGCUGCCCAGCAUCCAAGAGGAAACAGCUACAAGAAUGUCUUGUGAAUCUCCACAACCAGAAGAAAAGGAAACCUCAGUAGCCUCAAAGAGGCAGCUCAGAAUACGACUGUGCAAAGUAAGUGUGAAAGAAGAGCCCAUAGCACAGAGAAAGCCACCAGGCAGGGAAACCAGGAGCACACUCAAAGAGCCCAUGAGUGAUAGUGGAAAUGUUGAAGAGCCUAAGGAGUCUACAAAGCGGAAGACUGACCCAGCAGCAAGCGUGCCUGUCAGCAAGAGGCCACGGAGGGUACCCAGGGAAAAGGCACAACCCCUAGAACUGGCUGGUCCCAAAACACCAGUCCAAAUCCCAGGUCCCACUGAGGAAUCAGCAAGUGAUAAAAGACUCCCACAGAUGCCCUCUACUGCUCUACAACCAGAGCAAGUAGACAGCCUCCAGACCUCACCAAGACGUCCCAGGACAAGACGCGGGAAAGUAGAGGUGGAUGAAGAGCCUUCAGGAGUGAGGAAGACAGUGCCAACAUCAAGGCAAACUACACUAUCCUGCAAGGUCCGUGAAAUUGAUGACAAAGACACCCAAGCUUCAAAGGAGCCUGUAAAGCAGAAAUUAGAAACAGUUGCCAAUGUAACUGGCAGCAGGAGGCAGCUAAGGGCACCUAAGGGUGGGGUCCAACCUCUUGAAGUCUUGGGUGACUCCAAAGAAAUAACUCAAAUAUCAGAGCACACUGAGGAAGUAAGACCUGACACCAGUAAGAGCACUCUACAGCAAAUGCCAGUCUCCAUAAAACCUCUGAGAACAUGCAGGAGAGUGCUAAGGGCCUCUAAAGAGGACACUGUGGAAACCAUGAAAAUGUCGGUGGAUACUAGAGACCCUGAAGAAUCACAAAGCAAAAGCAACACUUCCCUGCCCCCCAAGAGAAAGUCUGCAAGAGAUGGAAGCGUUUCAAGAACCAGGGGGUUGCGCUCUGUGACUCCAAAGCAGGAAGCAGCAGAUGAGAAACCUGUACCUAAGACACAGAGGACUGCUCCCAGCAAGAGGCAAGUGUCACCUGAGCCCGUGAAGAUGAAACACCUGAGAAUCAUGUCAAGCAAACUUGAACCAGUAGAAGAGGAGAUUAGCAACAUCAUGAAAACAGAAGAAAAGGAAACCCCUCCAGAUCAGAAAAUGCCUCUGCCCUCCAGAAACCGAAAGAAAACCAAUGGAAAACAGCCAAGACUUGAGGUUAGUGCAUCUGCAGAGAUGGUUGGAAUCAAGAAAAAUGAGAAGAUCAUGGAGACCUCCCAGGAGACAGAGCUGCAGAGCACAGAUGAUGGAGCCAAGAAGUCUACUGCUAGGAACAAAGUCAGUGGGAAAAGAACGUGCUUGAGGUCUAGAGGUCAGAGGGAGCUUCCCCAGCCUCAUGCAGCAGAGGAGAAACCAAGUGAGAAGGAGGCAGAGAUCUUGAUAAAGACUCAGAAAAGGAAAGGAGUCUCUGGAGAUUCAGAUGUCAGAUGUUUGAGAUCCAGAAAAACUGGAGCCACUUUGGACACUGAACCUAAGCCAAGAGUAACUCGGGGCACCAAGAAAGAUACGGAAGUUCCAAAGAAGGAUGAAGACAUUGUGAACACCAGAAAAUUAAGGACAAGAAGUCACCAGAAUAGUAAAAAUAUGUAGGGUAGACAUUUAAAAAGGAAACGUAAAUUUAGCUUAGUGAUAAUUUCCAGUGUGGUUUUUAUCUCCAGUGUAAAGGUAAACUGUAAAUAAUACUGCCCAUGUUUAAGGAAGGAAGCUUUGAGCUUUCGUGGUUAUACUCUCUUCAAACUCCAAUGGAGAUCAUGAGGGGGGUCACUAGCGAUCUCAGAGCAGUAACAAUUUAAAAGUUUGGGGGUGGGAAGGCAGAAGUGUGGCCCUCUGUCCUGUACAAUAAAGUUCUGAAGUAUACUGCC
This is a messenger RNA of Peromyscus leucopus (white-footed mouse), 10108 nucleotides long. RefSeq names its product marker of proliferation Ki-67 (gene Mki67). The record is from RefSeq and is a predicted model, not a curated record. Gene Ontology annotation, molecular function: protein binding. NCBI's taxonomy places the organism in Eukaryota, Metazoa, Chordata, Mammalia, Rodentia, Cricetidae. Gene Ontology annotation, cellular component: chromosome; nucleus. Bases 165 to 9836 code for a protein of 3223 amino acids. Gene Ontology annotation, biological process: regulation of mitotic nuclear division; regulation of chromosome segregation. The transcript is spliced from 14 exons.